GGAAGGAUUCGCUGUUAAAUUGCUCGAUUACCACCAGUCCUCUGCGCACGUCGACAGGAUUCCCAUCAACCUAAGUAGGAGCUGCCGGACAAGUCAAUGAAGGUGCUUCGAUGAAGUGACGCCUUCGUGCGACAGCGACACUUUCCUCCUUGUUUCCUCCUUUCCGGUCGGAUCAAGCGAAGCGGCGAAGAAACUUCAAGUCCAGUCCGUGAGACCGUGAUCGGGCUUCGGCCUCAGGUGCAUCUCUGAGGCGGAGCGACGCGGAGGUCCAGGUUUUGUGGAGGCAUGGACUGUAACUGCGUCAGUGAUCUGCUGCUCCCCCCGGUGCCCGCCCUCUGGACGCCAGGGAUCGCCUUCCCAGAGUGGGCCUACAAGCCCGAGUCGAGCCCCGGCUCCAGACAGAUCCAGCUGUGGCACUUCAUCCUAGAGCUCCUGCAGAAGGAAGAGUACCAAGGGGUGAUAGCCUGGCAGGGAGACUACGGGGAGUUUGUCAUCAAGGACCCAGACGAGGUGGCCCGACUGUGGGGGAUAAGGAAAUGCAAACCUCACAUGAACUAUGACAAACUGAGCAGGGCUCUGAGGUAUUACUACAACAAGCGUAUUUUGCACAAAACCAAAGGGAAGCGUUUCACCUACAAGUUUAACUUCAGUAAGGUUGUGCUGGUGAACUACCCCAUUCUGGACAUGGCCAGCUCGCCCUUCUUCCUUGCCCAGAACCAUUUCAACGGGGGCUCCACCACACCAGACUGCAGCCCAGAGGCCAUACAGUCCUUGUUUCCUCGUUUGCCAGACACCAGCAGAGGAACCUCCCUUUUCGAUCGGGGGACCACAGCACCAGGACCUGAAGGGGACAAACUGAGACUGGACUCAUUUCCUUUCCUAAGUUCAGGUGCACCGUGCUAUUCAAAACCCCCGUCCCUGCUGGGCCCGUACCCUCGCAACCCACCCUUUGACUACCCCUGGGGCUUCAACCCCUACCUCCCAGGGGCCUUCUCUCUCAACAACUGCCCCAAACUGCCCCCUGGCUCCCUCUACCCCUCCCAGUUUUACCCCAACCCCUUGCAGAGCAGCCUUUCACAGCUGCCUCACCCCUUCUCCUCCCUGCUCCCGCCUGGAGAGGCAGGUGGGGGUGAGAGGGGAGCAGCGGGGCAAACUGGCGGGACAAAUGGCACAGCGGGUGGUCAGCCGGCCAGACUCUGCCUGCCGCCAUACCAGGGCAGCCUGUCGAUGGGUCGGACAGACAUUGGCAGCGGGCCGACACUGGGAGAAAGGGUGGAGCCCAAUCCUCCGGGUCUGGGGUUGACCUUGGGCCUGGGAGCGGUCAGCUUAGGAGCUGGGACUGGGACAGACCAGCAGAGCCCCACAGAGAGAAGAGGAGGGGUGAAGCAGGACCCAGAGUCAGACUCAGACCUGGAGAUAACAGAUCUGAGCGACUGCAGCUCGGACAAUGAAAACGAGCAUGAAUUUGGCAUUCGGAAGGAAUCCAGCCAUGCGAACCGAUCACAGCUUGUGUUAGAUGGGAAGAAAGGAAGCGCGUUGCCUCCCAUCUCCUCUCUUCCUCCACCAGCGUCCCCACAUCCACUCAAGAGCCUGAUGCCCAUUACUCCUCCUCCCCCAUCCCUGCCUAGGUCACUCUCACCUUCCAUGGCUCUGCAUGAAAGACACAGGGAGACAGAGACUCUCAAACUGAUACACAGCUAAGACAUUUUCUGAUGUGUCCACCAUCUUGCCAGUCUAUGGUCUGAUAACUCUCUUUUUCUCUCCUUCUGUUUCUCUGAGAUGAAUUUUCCACUUUAAAUCAUCAGAUCUUUUCCAGCCCUUUUCCAGGAAUGGCAGUUAACUUCUUUUACUUCUAAAACUGCAGUUUUCCUGUUUGCUGUGCAAGUUUUGAGCUUGCCAGGAGUCCAUUACACUACUGAUUCAUCCAUCUUAGAAUAUAUGGGGUGUACAGUUUUUAGAGUGUCGGCUGUCUCGUCCUUUUUAUUUUGAUGUCUCGCACCAAAUGGUUUGUAGAUUUGCUUUAUGCAUUGCCAGCAGUAGUCUACAAUUUGCUGUCUGCAGCUGAGCUACGAAAGAAGGCAUCGAGGUGGGAAAUUACAACACAGCAAUUCCUGCCUUGACAAACAUUAACAAACAACAUCCCUAAACUAACAGAACAACAAAUGAUGCUCAGAUCGAUCCAAUUUUACAGAUUUGUCCUGUAAUUCUACAGAUUUAGACUAUAAAUAAUUACUGUGGCUUUUAAGACAUGGUCAAAUACUGCCACCUAGUGGUCAUUUCACUCAACGUCGUUUUCAAAGAACUGCAAGUGUGUGAGUGAAGCUACUGCCCUGAGUUCAUUUUGCACUGUUUUUUAAAAUAUAUAUAUUGUUUAUUGUGGGUUAAUUUAAAUGUUAACAAUCCAUCUGUUCAAUAGUGCUAACUGUGACAGUCUGUGCGUAUUUACUUUGUCUUGGUGCACAUUUUCUAACAGGAAAGAAAAAGAGAGCAGGAGGGAGCUGGACCAAUCUAGAAUUUGUAUGAAUAUUUCUGUAUAUAUUUUAAUAUGGUGUACAUGACAUUUAAUUAUAAUUCACUAUGAUAAGAUUUAGCUGUAUUGUUGUGAUUUUAUUCAGUAUUUAAACAUGUUGGAAAAUUAUAAGCUUAGGUGUAUCAAAAUUGAAAUUAUUAAUGGCAGAAGAUCUGCACUCUGAAGACUCUUUUUUUAAUGUUGAGGACAGAGCUCACGUUGGGAUUUGUCUCUGAUUUCCUCAACCCCAGUUAAUUGUGCCCUUUGGUCAUUUUGUUCUUGCCAGAUGCCCAGUGUACAAACCCUUUGGGUUCAAAAACAUGCCGGCAGACUUAUUUUUCUAGUUAGCAUUCGCCCAAUGUUCCUGUACUGUAAUUAAUCUAAUGUGAAUAAUAUUGGUCUUUGCAUUUUCUUCUUUAAAUCCUCCCCCCAAAAUCUGUUUUGAUUAUUUUUCAAUCGAUUCUUUUUGUCCAUGCCAGCAGCAGAGCAAUUUGUUUUGCUUGAGGACACUAAACAGUGGUGUGGGGGGGAAUACUUACAAAAAAAACUGUACCUUUCCUCUCCCCAGAUCUUAUGACCAACAUCCUUUCUACAGCCCUGUUUCUCAGCGUGGAGUGAACAGUGAAUCAUAUUGUACAGUUUCAUAGCCUUUAUGCCGAUGGUUUGUCAAACAGUGGCAGUAUACCGAUUAUUUGUGAAAGCUCUAUUGUAAAGUUAAUGUAAAACUCUAUGUUUGUUGAGUUGCUGCGGGAAAGGCCUCCAGUCACCUCCACAGGAAGAACACUAACAGCUGUAAAUACUAUUUCCUCGUGUGUGUGUGUGUAUGUGUGUACACAUCCAGAAAUGACAGUGCAGUGGUUUUACCUGUCAUCUUUCUUUGUUUUACUGUAAAGAGGAAAAAUGGAAAG
Messenger RNA from Neolamprologus brichardi, 3417 nucleotides. It is a transcript of the gene erfl1, whose product is annotated as Ets2 repressor factor like 1. NCBI's taxonomy places the organism in Eukaryota, Metazoa, Chordata, Actinopteri, Cichliformes, Cichlidae. Gene Ontology annotation, biological process: cell differentiation; regulation of transcription by RNA polymerase II. The record is from RefSeq and is a predicted model, not a curated record. Gene Ontology annotation, molecular function: DNA-binding transcription factor activity, RNA polymerase II-specific; sequence-specific DNA binding. Gene Ontology annotation, cellular component: nucleus.